This is a messenger RNA of Cataglyphis hispanica, 2095 nucleotides long. Its product is annotated as zinc finger CCHC domain-containing protein 24-like. Gene Ontology annotation, molecular function: nucleic acid binding; zinc ion binding. The transcript has 5 exons. The record is from RefSeq and is a predicted model, not a curated record. NCBI's taxonomy places the organism in Eukaryota, Metazoa, Arthropoda, Insecta, Hymenoptera, Formicidae. The coding region runs from base 1212 to 1931 and encodes 239 amino acids.
UGUUGGUCCAAACGCCGGAUCGUCUCUUCGGUGGCAUCAGUGCGUUAAUAUGAUGCGCAGCAGGCACGUCGUACUCGAGCAACGAGCACACUCGUCGCGAUCGAGGCCCGUUCCGAGCUUCGCGGCCUCAGCUGUGCGGGAUCGCUUGAAAAUUGCGUGAGUUUCGGUUUCAAUCUCGAACAGUGAAUUUAACGCGCGUAAUCGUGUGGAGAACGGCAUUGAGGUUGCACUAAAAAUCGAUCAGAUGUAUCUGACAAUGAAUAUAAAAAUGUAGACUCAAGAACAUUUCACGAAUGAGGCAAACUGAAACAGUAUCCCUCAAACGAAAAAUAUCGAGUCGGAAAUAUCGCGUCGAAAAAUCCGAGAAAACGACCGGUCGUUUCCACGAUAUGUAUGUACAAGAAUAUACACAUCUCGAUAACAUAUGAGAAGACAAGAUGGGUUCAACACGCGAGACGUGUGUAUGUGUGUGCCUGUAUGUGUGUGUGUGUAUGUGUGUGCGUGAGAACGCGUAAAAGCGUCGCCUGCAAACAUUAAGUACAUAUUCGUUUUAAAGAGUCUGUUCAGUCGAAAGUGCUCGGAUGCAUUCAAUGUAAGUCGAAGAAGAUGCAGUUUCGCGAUGCACUGUCGACUUAAGAGAAUGUCUGAUGAGGAGUGACAGUGCGAGGCGUGACGAAAUCAGUAAAAUUCCAAGCAAUUCUACAUAAUAGAAAACGGAGAUUUUUAAUGUGUAUUCAAAAUUGCAACGCGAUUAUGGCAUCCUUGUUCGUUGACAAUCUUUAUCGAGAAUUUUUGAUUUUAAGCAAUAAUUCUUUUUUAAUGUCACAUAAAUAGUUGUCACUUAUAAAGCGCUGAUGGUGUCAAAAUUAAAAGUCGCAUUGAUUAUCAAAAUUAACUAUCGCAUCAUUGCUACAAAUCCAAACAUUAUUGUAUUGAAAAAUUAAGAAAUUUGUAAAAAAAAUAUUAUUAAAACAAGAAGUGGGAGGAUAUUAAUAGUUAUUUUUAUGAUAAUCAAGUUUUUCUCGAAAGAGAUUAAUGAGAAGAUAAUUAUCGAAUGAGAAAGUUAAAUGGAAAGAACAUCGCGCUUGGAUCUAAGGAUAGACUCUCUGCGGAGAUGAUACACGAUCAUCGGAGAUAAAUCAAUCAGAAAAUUGUCGCAUCGACGAUUCGAGACAGGGACCGAUAAACUUGCGAGCCGAUUAGAUAAAAAUAUGGCCGCUUGUCAUCCAACACCUGCCAUGCAACGCAUGCAGUUGCAGGACUCAACUCGGAUCAGUUACAGCGCGGGUGCUUCGAAUCAGAAGACCCUUCAACAGUCGACCUAUCCGCCGCAUUUGCUCAAUUGGGUCUAUCUGGCCAUCGCCGAGCAAAAUCCAUCGCAGCCACCUGAUCAGAGCAAGCUACUUCCUACAAUCUGGAACAAUUUUCCUGGCGUGUCGCAGACUUAUCUGCAUCAAGGCUCGCUAAAUCCGUCCGGAUCCAUCAGGCCAAUGCGAGGCAGUGUGGCGGAGAAUAUUGCGGACUUAGCGGAACACUUUACGGAUUUAAGCUUAAACGACAAGAAACCGACCAAGAGGCCACCGUCGACAUACUUGUGUCACUUGUGUUUCAAGAAAGGUCACUAUAUCAAGGACUGCCCGCAGGCGCGACCUAAGGGCGAGGGCCUGACGCCUUAUCAGGGCAAGAAACGGUGCUUCGGCGAAUACAAGUGUCCGAAAUGCAAGCGCAAGUGGAUGUCGGGCAACAGCUGGGCCAAUAUGGGCCAAGAGUGCAUCAAGUGUCACAUAAACGUGUAUCCUCAUAAGCAGAGGCCGUUGGAAAAACCCGAUGGUCUGGAUGUAUCCGAUCAAAGCAAGGUCCAUCCUCAGCAUCUCUGCGAGAAGUGUAAAACAUUGGGCUAUUAUUGCAGACGCAGCGCAAUAAUAACCUAGUGACAACCAAUUUCCGUCCAAUUUAUUAAUUGUCCAAUCGCAUUAAGAAAGAGAGAAGAAAACGUUCUAUUGGAAUGUAUUAAUAAAAAAAAAAAAAACAAAUCUGAGAAAUCUAUCAUGUUCGAUAUACAUAUAUCGAUCGUAUUGACUCGGAUGCAAAUCUA